UUUUUUUAUUUCUUUAUACUUUUCUUCGAUAUUGUUUUUUUUUACUUUUUAAUUGUCAACUUUUCCCACCAUGCGAAACACAAAGAUCUUGGCUGGUUCGUCUCAUCCAGAACUUGCUCAAUUGGUAUCAAAGAAGCUCGGUACUCCUCUUGCUGAUACAACCUCAAAAAAGUUUAGCAACAAAGAAACAAGUGUUGAAAUUGGCGUAUCUAUUCGUGGUGAAGACGUUUUUAUUAUUCAAUCGGGAUCUAAUGAUAUGAACGACAAUAUUAUCGAACUCUGUAUUAUGAUUCAAGCUGCUCGUAUUGGAUCUGCCAAAAGAAUCACUGCCGUCCUACCUUACUUCCCUUACUGCAAGCAAAGCAAACGCAAAGGUAGAACUUGUAUCACUGCUAAACUGGUUGCAAAUAUGUUAGCUGUUGCUGGUGUAGAUCAUAUCAUUACUAUGGAUCUUCAUGCCAGUCAAAUGCAAGGAUUUUUCCAACGUCCAGUGGAUAAUUUAUAUGCUGAACCUGUGAUUGCUAGAUGGAUUACCCAACAUGUACCUCAAUGGGAAAAUGGUGUGGUUGUUAGUAAAAAUGCUGGUGGUGCCAAAAGAGUCACUUCAUUGGCUGAUGCUCUUCGUUUGGAUUUUGCAUUAAUUCAUAAAGAUCGAUCUCGCUCUGGACCUCAAGGACAUAAUCGACCAUAUAGUGGUAUGCCAAAAGGUGGAAAUGAUGCAACUGCCUCUUUGGCUCAACAACAAAUGGCAGAAACUGAUGAAGAAGAUAAUAAUGGAAUUGAAGAUUUGACAGCUUCUAUUUCUUCUUUGAAUGAUAUGGGAUGUAAUCUGGAUGUGAUGAAUGCUGCUGUUUCCAUUGUAGCUGAUACCGAUGGUGAAGAAAGUACUAUUACUUUAGUGGGUGAUGUCAAGGAUAAAAUUGUAUUUUUGACGGAUGAUAUUAUUGAUGGUUGUCAAACAUUCCUUGAUGCAGCUGAUCAUUUGGUGAACAAGUGCGGUGCUGAUAAAGUCUAUAUUAUUGCUACACAUGGUGUUCUUAGUGGUGAAUCCGUUCAAAAGAUUCAAGCAUGUGAAAGUGUAUAUAAGCUUGUUGUCACCAAUACAUUCCCGAUUCCCCGUACCAAAAUGGAUCAAUGUGAAAAAUUGACAAUUAUUGAUAUCUCUACAACACUUGCUGAAGCCAUUCGAAGAACGCAUAAUGGUGAAAGUGUUAGUUAUUUAUUCAACCAUGCAGAUUAGAUAGAUUAUUUACAUUCAACUCACAUUUAUCCCCCCCCUUUAUUAUUAAAAAAUAAAUCAAGAGAAAGGAAAAAAAAAUUGUUUCAAUCUGAAAUAGGAUUUUUAACCCUUUCCUUUUAAGUGAAUAAAAAUGAUCGGGACCUGGAAGGAUUAUUGGUUCAU
Messenger RNA from Halteromyces radiatus, 1402 nucleotides. Its product is annotated as phosphoribosyltransferase-like protein. The transcript has 8 exons. Bases 71 to 1240 code for a protein of 389 amino acids. Gene Ontology annotation, molecular function: ribose phosphate diphosphokinase activity; magnesium ion binding. NCBI's taxonomy places the organism in Eukaryota, Fungi, Mucoromycota, Mucoromycetes, Mucorales, Cunninghamellaceae. Gene Ontology annotation, biological process: purine nucleotide biosynthetic process; 5-phosphoribose 1-diphosphate biosynthetic process; ribonucleoside monophosphate biosynthetic process. The record is from RefSeq and is a predicted model, not a curated record. Gene Ontology annotation, cellular component: ribose phosphate diphosphokinase complex; cytoplasm.